UCAUUCAUCCAAUUCCAGCUCUCAGUUGAUAAAACGUAAAGGAACCAAAAAUAAAAUAGUUUUUAAGUUGGGAAUAUUCGAAUUAUCAAGGUGACGUGGAGGGAUAAUUGCUUGUCGUUAGAGAUAACUUCUCUUCAUUAUUAUUUGACCUUCUCUGCUCUUAUCAUAACGCCAUCUCGACCAAUUCUCGACGGAUCUGCAAACUCUUUUUCAUUCCAUCUCCUUCCUCUCUGUCGAUUUUUCAGACAAAAGGAUUAAUAUCAAUGGGACCCAAAGCUGGAACCUUUGUUCUUUUCUUGCUGGGUUUGACCUUUCUUUCUGACGCUAGAUCCUUCCUUCACCCCACCCUCUCAGAGGAAGUUACCAAGAAUGAAAACGUUUGCACUCUUUGUGAGGAGUAUGUUACCUCUGCCCUCACCUACCUUGAGAAAAACGAAACACAGACUCAGAUACUAGAGGACCUUCAUGAUCGGUGUUCCCUUAUCCGCGGAUUUGAGCAGCAGUGUAUAACUUUGGUUGACUACUAUCUCCCUCUGUUCUUCUUGCAUCUCGAGUCCUUUCAACCUCAUUAUUUCUGCAAGAGGAUGAAUCUCUGUGGUCACGUCGUUGCUCUUGUUAAAGAAGCUCGUCAGGAUACUUGCGGUGUUUGCCACAGGACUGUUUCUGAGAUUCUCAUCAAACUACAAGAUCCUGACACACAGCUGGAUGUAAUUGAGCUGCUUCUUAAGGGAUGCAAAUCGUUCAAAAACUAUGAAUACGAGAAGAAGUGCAAGAAGUUGGUGUUCGAGUAUGGACCUUUGAUCCUCGUAAAUGCAGAGGAGUUUCUUGUGAAAAACGACAUCUGCACACUCUUACGCGCGUGUCCGAACAAGCAAACGGUUCUAAGGCUGCCAGGGUUGGCGGAUUCUUGAAUGCUUUAAAACGGUGGUGGUGGUGGUAGGAACACAAAAAAGUUGCUCGUGUAUUUGUCCAUAAGAAUUUGUCCCAAAGGCUUUGUGAACUUGGAUUUAGACACAAGACUCUCCUUAAAAAACUGUUUAUUUUGCGUUUUGUGUAAAUAAUGAUCGUUUGCUACAAUUGUAUCUACAUCACCAUCUGCUUGUAUUUUACCAAAAUAUACUCUUUUUCUUCUUUUUACUCUCACGUUUCUUUGUUCCA
Brassica rapa (field mustard) is the source of this 1158-nucleotide messenger RNA. Its product is annotated as prosaposin. Gene Ontology annotation, biological process: sphingolipid metabolic process. NCBI's taxonomy places the organism in Eukaryota, Viridiplantae, Streptophyta, Magnoliopsida, Brassicales, Brassicaceae. The record is from RefSeq and is a predicted model, not a curated record. Gene Ontology annotation, cellular component: lysosome.